UGUGUUUGCUGAAGAUUUAACAGAAACACCAGGCGGAAGAUGUUUCUGCUAUUUCUGCUCCUCAUGAACGUUUCCCAGCAUGCUCUGGCUGUGGAGGUAGAAGGAAAUACAGAGGCAGAGUCUGUCCAGCUGCCCUGUCAGCACUCAGGUUUUAUACCUGACGACAAUCCCACAGUGACGUGGACCCGCAAUGAUCUCGAUCCCACAACCGUCCACGUACGACGAGAAGAAGGAGAUGAUCUUAAAGGACAAAACCGGCGUUACAGUGGGCGCACGUCGAUGAGGCCUGAUGCUCUGGACUCUUUAGACUUCAGCCUCACUCUGAGAAAACCACAACUGACCGACAGCGGCAAAUAUAGCUGCACCCUCAGUGAUGGGAGGAAAGAACGGAGACUGACAGAUGUACAGCUGCAGGUCAAAGCUGACAGAGAGGAGGUGGAUUCAGGGGUGGGGUCUGUCCAGCUGCCCUGCAAAACCACACUUCAUCUGGCUGAAGAUGCAAAAGUGGAGUGGAUGGACAGUGGUGAUCAUAGGGUCCAUGUAUUUCAAGAUGGCCUGGACCAGCCAGUUGAACAGAGUAAGGAUUACAGAGGCCGAACAGAGAUGUAUGCAAACCUGGUGAAAACUGGAGACCUCAGUCUGUUCCUGGACCGCCCCACAGAGAAAGACACAAACAUCUACACCUGCACCGUCUACAGCAGGGAGGGAAACAUCCUGCUGAUGAAACAAGUGAAGCUCUAUGUCAGAGAAUACAAAUCCAACAACAUAACAAUAAUCACAGUGGCAUGCGUCAUUGUUGCGAUCAUCAUUUCUAUUCCUGUGGGCUUUCGCUUGGGUGUUCGCAAAUAUUGAUGGUAGAAGACGGCUAAAAAGAAGGCAGUGAAAGUGGAGAGGUCGGUCUUCAGGAGGCCACAGUGGAGUGAAGACAGUCACUACAAAUGUGUGAUGGUCCACGUGUGUCAGUGAAGCCUAAAGUAGACUGAUAAACCAGCCUGUUAGACUGAGAUCAAAGCAGUUUGUCCUUAAUACUGGAUCUCAUGCUGUCCACUGGCUGCUUUAUGCUUCCUACAGUCCAAAGACAUGUUUCUUGUCCUGCAGCAGCUGAGAUAAGUUCCUGAAGUUGGCAUGUUUACACUGCACUCAUGUCACAGUUUAGAUAAUCUCACUGUUUAACAUUUCUAUAUGAUGCUUAUUAUAAGGUUAGCUGCUGAACUGUGACCAGCUGAGAGCAUGUUUUUGGGAAUAUACAUAUUGGUUUGGUCGUGAGCCGCCUUUGUUGGUGGUACUUACUGGUUUAAACAGCUAACCAAUGAAAUCAGGUCCACAGAAGGAGCACGUGUGGGCCACAUUAAAGAAACACUUUACCCUGUAUCCUGGAGUAAUGAUGAUAAUAAUAUUAAAGGUGCUGUUUUUAUUUUUAUCUAAUUGGUUUUGUUUGAAAAGGGACCGUGUACGAUAUUAACACUCUGUAACAGAGUUAGCUUAGUGCUAAUUAGCAUCUACAUCAGCAUCCUUGCCAGGUUACGUGCACUUCUAGCAUGUAAAAUUUAACAAAGUAGAAUUUCCCUGCUCCCAGUGUUUGUGCUCUCCUGCAUUCCCACCUCCUCUGUCAGCUAUUCACAUGGUCACGUUAAACUAGCUAACUCUGGCUGUUUCUCAGUGUGUGUACUUGUGUUCUUGCCUUGGUCUUUGAAUAUAUGGUAGGAAUCCAAAGAUUAAGCAGCUCAAAAGAUGUUAGUCAAGCUUCACUCUGUGGUUUCAUACGUUCAGAUCGAUGUUUAAAGAAUUAGGAGUGUCACGGCCGAGCGUACAUCAGGAGAAUGAACGGCACAGGAGGCACGGAGAAUGAAAGGAACACACACUUUAUUUACAGUGAAGUAAUGUGAAAACACAACGGCUGAACUACACACAAGGUGCCUGAUGAUUUAAGAAUAGAAUAGAAUAAUCCUUUAAUUGUCCCACAAGGGGAAAUUUGGUUGUAACAGCAGCCAGAAAGACACAUAUACAAACAAACAGGACACAGGACACAGAACAGAAACAUACACAAUUUUUCUUACAUAUUUACAUUAAGGACAAUGAUUACUAUAUACAGAGAGUACUGUACUCAUUUAACCAAUGAGACUUGAC
Messenger RNA from Haplochromis burtoni (Burton's mouthbrooder), 2127 nucleotides. RefSeq names its product butyrophilin-like protein 2. Gene Ontology annotation, biological process: immune response; cellular response to lipopolysaccharide; positive regulation of T cell proliferation. Gene Ontology annotation, cellular component: external side of plasma membrane. NCBI's taxonomy places the organism in Eukaryota, Metazoa, Chordata, Actinopteri, Cichliformes, Cichlidae. The record is from RefSeq and is a predicted model, not a curated record. The transcript is spliced from 5 exons. The coding region runs from base 40 to 852 and encodes 270 amino acids.